This is a messenger RNA of Hypomesus transpacificus, 3127 nucleotides long. It is a transcript of the gene wee1, whose product is annotated as WEE1 G2 checkpoint kinase. Gene Ontology annotation, molecular function: ATP binding; non-membrane spanning protein tyrosine kinase activity; magnesium ion binding. Gene Ontology annotation, biological process: mitotic cell cycle; protein phosphorylation. Gene Ontology annotation, cellular component: nucleus. The transcript is spliced from 11 exons. The coding region runs from base 239 to 2110 and encodes 623 amino acids. NCBI's taxonomy places the organism in Eukaryota, Metazoa, Chordata, Actinopteri, Osmeriformes, Osmeridae. The record is from RefSeq and is a predicted model, not a curated record.
ACUUGACCAACGGUCGCGGGAAGACCUCCACACCUUUGAUAGGAGGAUACUGCCGUUGGAUUGCAUUCAGUGAGUAUUUGAAGUGUUAUAUUUGGGUGUGUGAUCUGGAACGUCAAGAAUUGCCGUGCAGCCAUUUUUCCCCCAAAUAAUUGACUUUUACUUAUCAAUUUGCUGCUGGCUAAACCUAGCUCACAAGCGAGUCGCUAACUAGCUUGCGUGGAAUUUAGAAUUAGCCAUAAUGAGCUACAGUUGCCGUCGACAUGGAACUCCAUCUCCAAAUGUUCGACCUAUUCGUCAAAAGUUACAGUUUGAGCCACUGAGUGACGGAGAGGAGGACCCCGGCGUAGAGGAUGGAAAUAACAGCACUGGAGCGGAGUCUGGCUUUACGGAACUUGACUCGCCAAUGCAUCAGCGGCGUGAAUCCACCGCAAAACUUGUCGACGGCAGCAGCCCUUUGAAUCGGACUAGAGAAGAGGAUGAUGUGGAACUUUGGGACGAAGAAGGAUUUGAUUCCCCGUCACAUCUACGUUCCCCAAGUCUCUCAAUUUUAAUGAAAGGCUCCCCGUCUCCACGGAAAAAUUCUCGCCUGCAUGGUAGUUCACCAGACCGGCCGUUUAAUCAGGACGAUAGCUCUUCACCUAUCCCAGACUGUCCGGACACACCCCCGCACAAAACUUUUAGAAAACUUCGCCUUUUUGAUACGCCACACACACCAAAGAGCUUGCUAUCUAGAGCCAGAGACUGCAGCUCAGGAUCCUCAAACAGGAGGGUAGCCCUGUUUAAGAAUGCAGAUGCCACAGGAAAAUCUGGUUUGGACAGCAGCGGUAGCAGUAAGAGAUGUCGGACUCCCAUGGUCAACUUCAACCCUUUUACCCCGGAUUCCCUCGAUAUCCAAUCUGCCACCCUUCAAAAAAAGACCAGGAAGAGGGCCCACUGGAAUGACUCCUGUGGUGAGGACAUGGAAGCAAGUGAUGCUGAAAUUGAGGAAGAAAUCUUACGCCCUCCUAAGAGAAUUACAAUGAUGGAGAGCAACAUGAUGUCCAGGUAUGCCUCAGAGUUCCACGAGCUGGAGAAGAUAGGCAGCGGGGAGUUUGGCGCUGUCUUCAAGUGUAUCAAAAGGCUGGACGGUUGCAUCUAUGCCAUUAAGCGGUCAAAGAAGCCUCUAGCUGGAUCUGUAGAUGAGCAGAACGCUCUCCGCGAGGUGUAUGCUCACGCUGUGCUAGGCCAGCACCCCCACGUGGUGCGGUACUACUCGGCAUGGGCAGAGGACGACCACAUGCUCAUCCAGAAUGAGUACUGCAACGGCGGCACCCUGUCCGACGUCAUCACAGAGAACGACAAGCGUCUCUGUUUCCUGACAGAGCUGGAGCUGAAGGACCUGCUGCUGCAGGUGACGCGCGGCCUGAAGUACAUCCACUCCACCCUGCUGGUGCACAUGGACAUCAAACCCAGCAACAUCUUCAUCUCGCGCAAGACCAUUGCCAGUGUUGAUGAGUGUGAAGAAGACGAUAAUGGGGAUGGAUUGACCACCAGUGUUGUGUAUAAAAUAGGUGACCUUGGUCAUGUGACGAGGGUGAACAAUCCUCAAGUGGAAGAAGGUGACAGCAGGUUCUUGGCAAAUGAGGUCCUUCAAGAGAACUACAGUAACUUGAUGAAGGCAGACAUAUUUGCUUUAGCCCUGACUGUGAUCAGUGCCUCAGGGGUGGAGCCUCUACCCACCAAUGGGGACAAAUGGCACGAGAUCCGCAAGGGGAAACUGCCUCCCAUCUUACAAUCACUGUCUAAAGACUUCCUGGAUCUGCUCAAACUGAUGAUCCAUCCUGACCCUGUGAGACGGCCGUCCGCUUCUGAUCUCAUCAAACACCCGGUGCUUUUGACCGCCGCCAGGAUGAGCGCUGACCAACUGCGAGUAGAACUCAAUGCUGAGAAGUUCAAGAAUGCCCUGCUUCAGAAGGAGCUGAAGAAGGCCCAGAUGGCCAAAGCUGUUGCUGAGGAGAAGUUUCUGUCCACAGACAGGGUUCUGACACGGUCAACAGUCCAACACAAUCCCAGACCCUCCAGGCUUAUUGGCAAGAAGAUGAACCGGUCGGUCAGUUUGACCAUUUAUUGAGAAUGACUCAAUACAAAAUCAUUCAUGCCCUCCUAAGUAAGGUGCUGGUCCAUCCUAUGGCGCUGGAUCAUGGACUAAAGAUAUCAAUGGUAUCCCUGGAGUAUAUUUUUAGAUACAAGGAACACAGAUUUCUCCUUAAGAUUGAGAAAUCUUGCCCAUUGUCACGGAGAACAUCCUUUGUCAGACCUGCAGUGGGUUAUGAGUCAAUGCUCCAGACUUGGUCAAAGGUAUCAAGUAAGAAUGACCUCUUCAACUUGACCAAGUGUACUGGACAUGUCUCAAGACAAGUCUAGCCAUUCCCGACAGAGAUGCUGUAACUUUGUCAGUCCUAAAGUCACAUAGACUCAAGGUUGGAAGGUUCUCCUGUCUUUCCGCCCUUUUUCUGUGAAGCCUAAACUUGCUCUUCAACAAAGUGGACCACAGCAAAAGCCUUUUCCUUGGCUGCUUCUGUCACAUGCCUGGUGCCACAAGCUGGAGGCAAUCAUUGUGGAGUCAAACAAGGAGAACCUGCUGCUAUUCAUGUUUGUCUGUUCAGUAGAGGUUGGUGGAUUUGUUCAUUUCCAACUGCUGCGAGUUGAAAUCCUUGGCUCUUAAGACAAUGUUUCCUUUUGGAAUCCUAAUAUGCAUUUGUAUAUUUUGUUAUCUUCUAAACUGAUAUCUAUUUGAAAUGGUGAAUAGAUCAUGUAAACAAUUCUUAGUUCCGGUCUAAUGAAAUGAUAAAGCAUUUGUUGGCAACACUUCAACUAGUGAAUAUUGUUCAGGUUUGGUUCAAUUAGAGGCGCUGACCCAGUCUGGCAUUAAAUAAUCAUUGUUCUGUUCUAUGAGUCUUUGUGAAUGGAUGAUGCAUUCUUUCAAAAAACAGUUGCAGUGGGCCUGUCUAGUUCGACCUUGCACUGGAAAAAUAAUGCCCCUUUCUUAGCUCCUAAAUAAAUAUUUCUAUAUUAAUAUAAUAUAGAAAUUCUCAUGAAUUUCCAUACCCAACGUUUUGUUAUUGUCAGUUCUUUUAAUAAAUUCCUG